AUGAUCUCCGCAAAUUAUUCAAACUUGGCAACUCCACUAAAAUCCGUCAAAUUCUUCCUGCUCAGCUUUUUUCGAAGAAGGCGGCUUUAUACGCGCAUUUUCGUCUUUAUCUGCGUUGUUUUCUUAAUUCAUCAAUUUAAUCAAUCUUACCGGCCACUCGCACCCUCUCGCGGCAUCAGAGACAAGAAAUAUGUGAAGAAAUCCUUGGAAAAUCACAUCAACGAUUUGAUAGAAGAAUCUCUGGUUGUUUCCAAAGCGAAAUUUUCGGAAGUUGUUGAAAGCUCGAAAGAGAUCUUUGAAACGAGAAAGAAAGAAGAAAAUAAAAUUAUAGAAGAAAUUAUUCAGUCAAUGCCGUUAUCUCAUAAAUCUUCAACAUCGCGAAAUUCCGUCACUGCAGCAAUGAAGGAAGUAAAGAUGAAACUUCCACUUCCAAAGCGGUCAAGAAGUGGGACGACCAUUUUGCCGAGAGCUACAGAUGCUCCCAGAACAACUGCUACUUCAAGAAAAACGACGAAUACUUUAACGACUUCCAAGUCUACCACAAAAUUUGAGCCACUUGAUUUGGACGAUCUUAUCGACAAUGAAUUCUAUCAUUCUCUGCCGGACGAUGUUGGGCUCUUCCUCAAAAAUCCAAAAGAAAACAUGGACGAGAAUCUUCUCAAAACGGAGCUGGAAAGAAUCAGCAGCUCAUCAAACGAGGAUGAAAUUCUUGAAGAAGUGAUGGCAGAAUAUUCAAAUGGAGACGAGAUUCCAAACGUGAUGCAUUACGUUUCUUUCGGAUGCAGGUCAUUCAAGCCUUACAAUUUUCUUUCGUGGAUAUCUACCCUACUGACUCAAAAACCGGAGAUCAUCAUUCUUCAUACAGAUUGCCCGCCAGAAGAUUCGCUCUGGACGAAGUUCGAAGAAAUAGCAGGUUCAAAGCUGAAGUUAGUACCAAGAUCGCCACCGGAAAAAGUCUGGGGAAAAACGCUAACUUCAGUGGAGCAUAAAUCCGACGUUGCUCGUUUACACAUUCUGUUAAAAUUUGGCGGCAUCUAUCUCGAUGAUGAUGUUUUGAUUCUCAAGUCUUUGGACGAUCUUAGAUCCGAAGAAGUUGUCCUCGGGGAAGAAAACUACGAUGCUUUAGCGAACUCAAUCAUUUUGGCAAAGAAGGACACGUGGUUCAUGAAGCGGUGGUUUUGGGAGUAUCGAUAUUACGAUCAAACGUGGUCAAGUCAAUCCUGCUUCGCUCCUUGGUCCAUUUGGCAUCUUUUUCCCCAGACUGUUCACAUAGUAAAAAAUACACUUCUUCGCCCAAACUGGGAAGAAAUCGCACUCAUUUACAAAAAGCGCUGGAACUGGCGACACAACUAUUCAAUUCAUCUUUUCGCCCGCUUCAUUCCUUAUUUGGACGAUCCCGACCGGCCGCUCGAUGAAAUCCGAAAACUGGACUCAACAUAUGGAGAAAUUGCAGAUUUUAUUCUUUCAAAGCUUGAACUAACUACCUCAUAUAAUAAAUUUCAAGACUAA
This is a messenger RNA of Oikopleura dioica, 1509 nucleotides long. Lineage: Eukaryota; Metazoa; Chordata; Appendicularia; Copelata; Oikopleuridae. The record is from the annotation of a GenBank genome assembly.